Arabidopsis thaliana (thale cress) is the source of this 1548-nucleotide messenger RNA. It is a transcript of the gene NTH2, whose product is annotated as endonuclease III 2. The record is from RefSeq and is marked reviewed. Gene Ontology annotation, biological process: base-excision repair; DNA repair; base-excision repair, AP site formation. Gene Ontology annotation, cellular component: chloroplast nucleoid; nucleus. The coding region runs from base 41 to 985 and encodes 314 amino acids. Lineage: Eukaryota; Viridiplantae; Streptophyta; Magnoliopsida; Brassicales; Brassicaceae. The transcript is spliced from 10 exons. Gene Ontology annotation, molecular function: DNA binding; 4 iron, 4 sulfur cluster binding; class I DNA-(apurinic or apyrimidinic site) endonuclease activity.
AUUACCUGAAUUUGAUGAAACACAAAAAUUGAUUGGCUCUAUGAUUCUCACCGGAGCCGCUUCAACAUUUCCCAUCGUCGCUCGAGUUUUGAACGCUAUGAAUCGCCGUAUGUAUGCUGCUACUACUCUAUCAUCUGCCAAAUCAAUCUCUGCAGAAUCCCUAAAUCUUCGUUCCGAUUCCAAUUCAGAGGCAGCGCAUGGUGCUUCUGAGUCUGAGACUCGAGUCUCUUUAAGGAAGAAGAGGAUAAAGCAGGAUGAUUUGGAGCCUGUAAAGAAAUGUUCCGCCAGAGAAACCAAGGCCCGCAAGGACAUGUGUGGAUUACCUGAUAUAGAAGACUCUCCUUAUAAGAAGACUAAUGGAACUGCUUCAUCUAGGACGAGAAAACUAAACUCAUACAUAAAAUCAACAGAAGCUAGCCCUUCUGCAUCGUCGAUCAAAACAGCAGGGCUAGGCAUACCACCUGAAAACUGGGAAAAGGUGCUCGAGGGUAUUCGAAAAAUGAAACCUUCAGAAGAAGCACCAGUUAAUGCUGUAGAAUGUGAUAGAACCGGAAGCUUUUUACCUCCAAAGGAAAGGCGAUUUUAUGUGCUCAUAGGAACACUUCUUUCAAGUCAGACUAAAGAGCACAUAACUGGUGCGGCAGUAGAACGACUUCAUCAAAAUGGCCUUCUCACUCCUGAAGCCAUUGACAAAGCCGAUGAAUCAACCAUUAAGGAAUUGAUCUAUCCGGUUGGAUUCUAUACUAGAAAGGCUACUAAUGUGAAGAAAGUUGCAAAAAUAUGUCUAAUGGAAUAUGACGGUGACAUUCCAAGGACUUUGGAAGAACUACUUUCACUUCCAGGAGUUGGUCCUAAGAUUGCUCAUCUGGUUUUGCAUGUAGCCUGGAAUGAUGUUCAAGGGAUAUGUGUAGACACACAUGUGCAUCGUAUUUGCAAUAGACUUGGUUGGGUGUCUAAACCUGGAACGAAACAGGUGCUUCUCUAACACCAGGUUUAUGUUGAAGUAUAUAUGGCUAUGAGAUUGAUUUCUUAACACUUGGUAAAAUUUGGUUCUUCUUUAGUUUGCUUAUCUGCUCUUGGUCACCUAUCUCUACUUUGUUCUUGACCAGAAAACCUCGUCCCCUGAGGAAACUAGAGUAGCUCUGCAACAAUGGCUUCCAAAAGGAGAAUGGGUGGCUAUAAACUUUCUGUUGGUAGGUUUUGGACAAACGAUAUGCACACCGCUAAGACCACACUGUGGAACUUGUAGUAUUACUGAGAUUUGCCCUUCUGCCUUCAAGGAGACCCCGAGCACAUCAUCCAAAUUGAAGAAAUCUAUCAAAAGCAAGAAGCUUUAGUUGCUUUGGCUCUGGAUUCUCCUUCUAGAUCAUUGUUAAACCCAUUUUUUGAUUAGUCCUCGGUUAAAGUUAAAUUGUAUCCAAGAUAUUGUAUAGCUUUAUGGGGAAUGCAAGAGCAUCCCACUUGUGUGUAAAACUAAAACUUAUAGAAUGGAAACUUACCCUUAUGAAAGACACUGGGCAAGUACACUUUUAACUGAAUAUUAUGAAA